Molecule: messenger RNA, 427 nt
Organism: Rotaria sp. Silwood1
Lineage: Eukaryota; Metazoa; Rotifera; Eurotatoria; Philodinida; Philodinidae
Source: the annotation of a GenBank genome assembly
AUGAAAAAUUUUCCAUAUGCAAUUCCUGAUUCUCCCGAAUCAAAAUCUUAUGUACAAUUAUAUGAACUAUUUCCAAUGAAUUCAUGUAUGUAUAUGACAUAUUGGAAAUAUGGUGGAAGUGAAUUGAAUUGGUUUCCAUCACAUUGGAAUAAUGGAACUUCAUUUGAAAUAAAAAAUUAUAUGAAUUUUGCAUCUGAAAUGAUACAUUCAAAUGAUUCUUCUUUAGAUGAAGAUUAUUGGUAUUCAAAUGUAAGAUGUCGAACUGAUAGUGGACAAACUUAUCCAUGUCAAGAAAUUUAUUUAAAAAAAAAUACUGAUAUUCCUCUUCGAUUACUUGAAGUUCGUCGUACAAACUGGAGAGUUAUUCAAGUAACAAUAGAGUGUGGGUGUGGGUGGGGUGUGGGUGUGGGUGGGUGUGGGUGGGUGG